Rhodamnia argentea is the source of this 1477-nucleotide messenger RNA. Its product is annotated as probable LRR receptor-like serine/threonine-protein kinase At4g29180. The transcript has 7 exons. Gene Ontology annotation, biological process: protein phosphorylation. Lineage: Eukaryota; Viridiplantae; Streptophyta; Magnoliopsida; Myrtales; Myrtaceae. The record is from RefSeq and is a predicted model, not a curated record. Gene Ontology annotation, molecular function: protein kinase activity; ATP binding. The coding region runs from base 114 to 1217 and encodes 367 amino acids.
AGAUCCUUUUCCUGUGAGAAAAAGGAAUAUUAUGUCCUGUUCAUAGACAUUUGUUCAGGUGGCGAUAGAGCGCAAGGUUUCGGUUUCCAAGAGGAGAGCGAGAGGGAGAGGAAAUGGUCUUCAAAUUCGCCACCUUUGAUCCCGCUCGAGAUCCUGACGAUUACAACCAUGCUUUCCCACAAUCUCCGUGGUCAUCGUCGUCAUUGCCAUCGGCAGCGGCGGCAACUAUCUGUCAGCCGUGUGAUUCUACUGACGGCUGCAUCAGAUCUUUGGUCAGCCGGCUCGUUGUCGCUGAACCUAGGGAGAGGAUGCUGAAAUUAAAGUAUGGACCUUUUAAAUACGGCGAGCUUGCGAGGGUAACAAGAAACUUCGGAACGGUUCUGGUUGAAGGAGGAUCUGGAAAUGUAUACUUCGGCACACUAGAGGAUGGCACCGAAGUUGCUGUGAAGGUUUUCUUCUGUUUUUCAAUACAAGGGUCCAGGGAAUUUCAAGCCAAGGCAAAAAACUUGAGGGCUGUUCACCAUGAAAACUUGGUUCCUCUGCUUGGUUAUUGCGACGGCACCAAAACCAAGGCGCUGAUAUACGAAUUCAUGGAUGGUGGAAAUCUGCGACAAAACUUAACGGGCGACAGGCCGAAUUUCUUGACUUGGAGUAAGAGACUUCAGAUUGCCGUGGACAUAGCACAAGGUUUGCAUUAUCUUCAUCAUGGUUGCCAUCCACCCAUCAUCCAUGGAGACUUGAGUGCUGCAAAUAUCUGGUUGAAUGAGGAAAUGCAAGCUAAAAUAGCUGACUUUGGUAUCUCAGCUUUUGCACCUCGAGCUCUUGAUUCUUAUCCAACUUGUCCUCUCGGUACUCCAGGAUACUUCGACCCCGAGUUUUUUCCGUAUUCAAGGCCAGACAGGAAAAGUGAUGUUUAUAGUUUCGGAAUCAUACUCUUUGAGCUAAUCACAGGACAUCCAGCAGUGACUAGAGGGGCAGUGCGCAACGUGUUUUUACUUCAGUGGAUGACUCCUAUCGUUGAAACUAAAGAGAUACAGAUGAUUAUGGAUCCGAGUUUACAAGGGAAGUUCGACAUUGACUCGGCUUGGAAAGCGGUGGAGAUUGCAGGGUCUUGUACAAGACCAACUGGAGAAGAAAGGCCGGACAUAACUCAUGUACUGGCUGUACUGAGUCAAUCUUUGGCACUAGAAUUGGCAUCUCAGUACUGCCACUCCUAGGUAGUUCACUAAUUAGGAAAUGUCAGCUUCAGCUGCAAAAAAAUCUGCAGCAGUUUAGAUGCUGAACUCAAGUGGUGGCUUAUGUUUCAGUGUGACACUUGUAUUUAGAUUUAGAUCUCCGUGAGCAGUGAUAUUCGUGAUGAAUGGGGAAGAAAAUGUCCUUUGUGGGUUGUGGAAAAUUUAUCGAAGAAUUAAGGAAAACCGUCAGACUACACCAUGAGUAGAAUUAAAUGGUAAGAAACUGAUCGUAUUUUGUGUCU